This is a messenger RNA of Gossypium raimondii (Peruvian cotton), 1101 nucleotides long. RefSeq lists its product as uncharacterized. Lineage: Eukaryota; Viridiplantae; Streptophyta; Magnoliopsida; Malvales; Malvaceae. Gene Ontology annotation, cellular component: mitochondrion. The record is from RefSeq and is a predicted model, not a curated record. The transcript is spliced from 5 exons. The coding region runs from base 137 to 748 and encodes 203 amino acids.
GAAUUAUACAUUUGAGCUAACACCUUGUCAUCUACCGAGUGGCACCGCCGCUUUAAACUUUAAAGAAACCAAUUUGUUACAAAAUCGUUUCCAGCAUCAGCGGUAUCUUCUGUUUCGCGACACUGAAUUUUGAUUAAUGGAAGGCUCUGAAAAACAUGAAGAAACCCACUCAAAUAGAACCGAAAGAUUAGCUGGAACUGUAAACUGGGGCACAGCCACUGUCAUUGGAGUGUUUGCAGGCAUGUUAUAUGGAGGUAGUAAGGAAGCUGCUGCUUCAGUUAGCAAAGAUGCAGAAGUAAUGUUGAAGCUUGGCAGCACUCCAGAUAAACGAGAGCAGUAUCGGUUGAUGCGAGAUGCAAUGGAAAAAAGGUUUAUCCGAGUCACUCGUGGCUCAAUUGUAGGUGGAAUUCGACUUGGAAUGUUCACUGCUGGGUUCUAUGGUUUACAGAAUUUGUUGGCUGAGAAACGAGGUGUCCAUGAUGUAUUCAAUGUUGUUGGCGCUGGUUCAGCAACUGCUGCAGCCUUUGGUCUAAUUAUGCCUGGGUCUCUUCAAUGGCGUGCAAGGAAUGUGGUGCUAGGUUCGGUUCUUGGAGCAGCUAUAUGUUUUCCUCUUGGAUGGAUCCACUUGAAGCUUGUAGAGAAAGCAAAUGAAGGGAAUAUGGCUGCUAAAAGUUCAGGUGAAAUUGGAGAAGCAAAGAGUGGUCUUGGGGCUGCCAUUGAUCGGCUUGAAGAAAACUUGAAUAAGUAGACCCACCAAUUUUUGCAUAGAUAGAGAACACUACUGACAGCAUUGGCAUGGAACUAAAUUUACUGCUUUUGGCAAUGUAUUCAUUGUUUUUAAGGGCUAAAGUUUUGCAUGGGAUAAAGGGCUGAGGAGGUUGGAAAUAUGGAACUGUUAUUUGUGCAAUCUUAUUCUCUUGCUAUUGCAAAUGUAGUAUAAAUGUUGUUGGUGAUGCUCUAUUGUUAAUCAUCUUAUUGUCUGAAAUCUUUAGAGUAGAAUGAAAACUAUUGUCUGAUCUAGUGUUUGCCUUUUCUGAAGAUUCAUCGAUGAUAAGAUUUAUUGAGACGGUUUUAUCAUGAAAUUCAAAUGUGUGUUUAUUA